CCCGCAUGCGCACGAAGACGCUCAUUCGAGAGAGAGACACACAUAAAGAGAUGUCGCGGUACGGCCGUUACGGCGGAGAAACCAAAGUGUAUGUUGGUAACUUAGGAACUGGUGCUGGCAAAGGAGAGCUGGAGAGAGCUUUCAGCUACUAUGGGCCAUUGCGAACAGUGUGGAUUGCGCGAAACCCUCCAGGAUUUGCAUUUGUUGAGUUUGAAGAUCCUAGAGAUGCUGAAGAUGCAGUUCGUGGUCUAGAUGGAAAGGUGAUCUGUGGCUCGAGGGUUAGAGUGGAGUUGUCAACUGGUAUGCCUCGUAGAUCUCGCUAUGAUAGACCUCCAGCACGGAGACCAUUUGAUCCUAAUGAUAGGUGCUAUGAAUGUGGCGAAAAAGGUCAUUAUGCUUAUGAUUGCCAUCGCUAUAGUCGUAGAAGGAGGAGCAGGUCACGGUCUCGAUCUCAUUCAAGGUCCAGGGGAAGGAGAUAUUCUCGCUCACGCAGCCGAAGCCGUGGCAGGAGAUCCAGAUCGAUCUCAGCUCGCAGAUCUAGAUCACUUUCUCCUCGUAGAUCCAGAUCUGUCUCGCCACGCAGAUCUCGCUCGGGUUCUUUAAAGAGAUCAAGAUCUCGAUCCAGAUCAAGGUCCAGGUCCAGAUCCAUUUCACGACCCAGAAGCAGCCGUUCCAAAUCAAGAUCACCAUCUCUAAAGAGAAGUCUUGAUAUGAGCCAUUUAUAUCCAUUCUCCAUUAAGUCAGGUCGUUCACCAUCAGGAAGUCCUCGAAGGAGUGUGAGUCCUGAGAGAAUUGAUUAGAAUGAGAAAGAACAUGUUUGGAAGAGUUUUGUUUACGUUAUUCUAAGGGAUUUAUUUGAUGUUAUUGAAAAAUGUAAGCGUUUUAGUUGAUCAAAACCCUUUUUCUAGGACUAACGCAGCAAGAAUCUGGAUCUUAGUAAAAUCUGUAAAGGCUGCUACAGUAGAUUAGUGCACAAUUUCUUAUAUGUAAUAACAUCCUGUGAUCUGAAAAUGGGUCUUUUUAUGGGCACAUGAAAUAAAAUGUGUAUUUCUAA
Molecule: messenger RNA, 1054 nt
Organism: Anolis sagrei ordinatus
Lineage: Eukaryota; Metazoa; Chordata; Lepidosauria; Squamata; Anolidae
Gene: SRSF7
Product: serine and arginine rich splicing factor 7
Biological process (GO): mRNA splicing, via spliceosome
Cellular component (GO): nuclear speck
Molecular function (GO): mRNA binding; zinc ion binding
Source: RefSeq, a predicted model, not a curated record